Rhagoletis zephyria (snowberry fruit fly) is the source of this 660-nucleotide messenger RNA. RefSeq lists its product as uncharacterized. The record is from RefSeq and is a predicted model, not a curated record. Lineage: Eukaryota; Metazoa; Arthropoda; Insecta; Diptera; Tephritidae.
AUGCACUUCAGCACCUUCGCAUCAGUCAUUCUUAUCGCCGCCAGCUUGGCCGCCUUAACAACUACCACCACUGCCGAUUUGCAAUCCGAUCUACGUGAUUUCCAAGCGCUGAUACCACGUCGCCGCAUCGGUUACAUUGCCGCCCGUCAUUACAUUGUCGAUGCGCGCUUCCGCAGCGCUUUGGCAUUUAUAAGCAGCCCAGAAUUCCCACACACUUGGCAGCAGAUACGAAACACUAGCGAAUUUGCAGAGCUUGUCGGAUUUUUGCAACGCCAUGGUGGCAACGGCGUGGAUGCUGAAGGUGGCUUCGAUGUUACCACCAUCAUUGAUCGCAUACCGAAUCAGCUGCGUGCCUUCAAUAUUCCUUCUAAGGUGCCGGUGAGCAUGAUGUUCCAGCGCACGGUCUCCGAUUUUCUCAGCGAUGUGGUGCGUGAUUUGCCACGCGCACGUAUCGCCAGCCUAAUGACACGCAAGGUGCAGGAGGGUGGGGAAUUUUCACAGCUCUAUAAAGCUUUGAGGAGUACAGAAUUCAAGGAGCUGCUGCAAAGUACGCGGAAAUCAUGUAACCUGGCGGCGCCAAUUCAAAAGCUCAAUCAAAACUUUGUUGACGUAGACAACCUUAUUUCUAUUGGAUUCAAUGUUCUCAGCUGGGGUCCAUAG